Siniperca chuatsi (mandarin fish) is the source of this 7436-nucleotide messenger RNA. RefSeq names its product ataxin-1-like. The record is from RefSeq and is a predicted model, not a curated record. The transcript has 3 exons. Bases 4147 to 6219 code for a protein of 690 amino acids. Gene Ontology annotation, biological process: nervous system development; negative regulation of transcription by RNA polymerase II. Gene Ontology annotation, cellular component: nucleus. Gene Ontology annotation, molecular function: RNA binding; protein binding. Lineage: Eukaryota; Metazoa; Chordata; Actinopteri; Centrarchiformes; Sinipercidae.
GAAGCUAAGGUGAAACAUGUUCUGUGUUCAGUAGAAUGAAUAGUGAAUCCACUCUCUAAAGUCUCACUUGUGGGACCCCUUUUGCUACUUUAUACUUCCACCACUAUGAUUUUUUGAGUGUAGUCUGACUAAUCUGACCUUUCUUGUCUAGGCCUGACCCUGUGUUCAGUUUUUCUAAUUCAUUUUGGCUCAAUUCUUGAAUUAUUUUUUUUAAAACAAUAAGUUCAAAUCUGUGAACAAUUAGUUUGAUUUGAAUGUCUUAUUCAUUCAAGCAAAUUGCACGUUUUGGCACGUACAGUUGUCUACAAUUUGCACAAUAACUGCUUGCACAUGGCUUGCUGAUCAAAACCGAUGAGUUGAUUCUCAGUGAAAUUGUAAUACUCUGCACAACUUCUAAACAUUCUUUCAUUGUUUGAGCAUGCAAAAUAAUCCAUUCAAUUAUCAAAAUCUGUCAGACAUACAUAUAUAUUCCAUAAAUAUCUAUGACAUGGAAUGUUUGUGAUAUCCGCUAAAUUGGCAAAUGACCUGCCAAGGGGACAGUAUAUGAAUUUACAUGAAAGAUAAAAGGUGAAUUUUCUGUUUACAGUAUGUAACACAUUACUACACAAAUAAAUGUACUGUACACAUACAAAUGUGCAUAUCCUUUUUCUGUGUACUACAGUAUUGUACAGUAUUGACUUUUUUCAAUAAACUUUUACCUACUGCUGAAAUCUGAAUCUAAAAAGCUCAGUGCAAUACACAAUAGCAUUCAGCUAGACAAAACUGACAUUCUUGUAUAGUACAGUAAGCAGUCAGUGUCAGCAAAAAGUAGAACAACAGAUUUUUGUAUAUAAGAAACAUUUCCAGGGUUGAAAAAAAACAUUAAUCUACUUUCAUUUUGGUGGCAUUGGCCAAUUUACUGACACAAUAACUGGGUUUUGAAGCUUGAAUGUUUCAUUAAAUGUUUUGGGUGAGUUACUACCUUUUGCAGACAUGCAAUAGAGUUGUGAUGUCCCAUGAAACAGUUGUGACAAUUACACUUACAGUUUAGAAAAUGUUAAGACCGUUUCAAAUAAGCAAAUGAGCCAAAGCGAUUGAGAGAACUCUAUGUGUGUGUGUGUUUGUGAUGGACAGAUUAAAUAGUUCAAAGCCAGAGAGAGAGACAGACAGAAGCAGCAAGCACGAGAGGGAGAAAGAGUGCGCCAAAUGUCUCAGUGGUGCCAUAAAUGAUUGACAGCACAGAAUGACUGCACUGUGUGUUUGCUCAUGUUGAUGUUUGCCUGUGUGUGUGUGUGUGUGUGUGUGUUCAAUAUGUUAAAUAUCAAUGUAUGCAUGCAUAAGUAAAGCAUAACAGUCAUUUCUAUGUCUCCAUAUUGUGGUAAACACCCUUUGAUGAACCCGGUCCUUGCUCAAUUUCCUCCUCUUUCACUAUGACUGGACUAUUAUGUCUAAAUUUAUAACACAGACCAGUGUUAUGAUUUAUGUAGAAUUAUAUUUAAGAUAUAUUGUACAAUUAUAUCUAUGAGUGCUAAAUGCUGAUUAUGGGGCAUAGGUGUCAAUGAUAUUUUAAAAAAGUAAUUAUUUUAUUUUGCAUCACAUUUUAUUUAUUUCCUUUUAAUAUUUGAAUACACAAUGUAUGAUUUCGCUUGCUUGCGACCUUGAGUUUUAAUCAUAUUACUCAAAAAUGUAUUAUUUAUGUGGGAAGUUAUCUUGUAUAAUCAUUGUUGGACAGUUUAAUUAAAAUUACCAAGUCAACUCUCGACACCUUAUGAUCACAGAAACAUGUUUAUUAUAGAAGCAACUUUAUUUUUACAUUUUGCCAAUUGUACAAUCAAAUUAGUUAAAGUUUUUAAAUCUUUAAAAAAAGAAUUAAAGUAAAAUGAGUUUCCUGUUAGUAAACUAGCUUUCAUAAAUGAGUAAGAAGCCUGCAAUUAUUGGCCUAUUGAUCCUUUUAAUUGAAUAUGAAUUAAUGCAAUUAUGAACAGAUGGAUUUUUCUUCAUUUCAUAUAAUAUUUAUGAUUGUUUUCUAAUUUACUUAGCCUAACAGUUAGAUAUUGUUGUUACUUUUGUUUGCUGAGACUGAAUAUUUAUUAAAUUUACAAUGUGACCCUACAAUCCAAAACAAAUCUCACAUUAUUGUAUUGUUUAAACUUAAUCCAAAAUGUUCCAAAAUUUAAAAAUAUGUAUCUUUAUCUUAAUCUUCUAUUAAUUGUGACUUGUAAUGAACCCACACAAGUACAACAAAAGCCAGAGGAGACAGCGCUCGUGCCCACACAACCUCAGUGCAUAUCAUCUUCAAACAGCAUUCUCUUUGAAAAAUAAAAGUAAUCUUCUCCUAAAUGUCAGAGAAGACUUUCUUGGCAAUUGUUGCUUCACUUUGAGAAUGUUUCAAUGUGGCCUUCAAGCUGAUGUGUCUGUACACACCUACAAGUCUGAUUAGCUUUCCAUUCCAUUGAGGUUGAGAAGUUAGACACAAGGUUAACCUCUAAAUUACUGUUGGUGGAUUCACAAGUCUACAUUUUGCUCUGUGUUAGGAAGGUUGGAUGAAUUGCUCUCAGAAAUAUGAAAGAACAUAAAGAUUGCUUUUUACAGUUAACCACCAAUAAUGAUUUGAUUGCUUCAUUAAAUCCUAUUUCCCUCCAAUUUACGUUCUCGCUCCUGUAUUGCAUUUCUGCGCUGGUAAUUAACAUAACCUUGUUUGAAUUGAGGUUUGGCCCUGUUUCUUUGACGAGGAGCAGACGGAGUUAUUUGCAUAGUGUUGCAUUUUCAAUCUUGGGCCUGUUUGUUAUUUUGUAAAAGGUUUUUAUACUGACAGGUUUCUGAUUUCUUGCUGUGAAUGAACUACACUGCUCUCACCAAUUCAGUCCUAAUAAGCCAUACCAGCCAUACCAACACACUUCACUUGCACUGACUGAAUCACUGAAGCAAAUCAUUCAACGCUCUCCUGCAGUGCUCCUGUUAGCGUAUGAGCCUGUGUGAGUGUGUGUGUGUGUGUGUGUGCAUAUGAAGUUAAAUCAAAUGUAUUCAUAAAAGCUCUUUUAACAACAGGUACGUCACAAAGUGCUUUGAUGAGAACAAAGGACAAAAUUCAGAUGAAAACUACAGAUAAACAAAAAGAACACGUAUGGCGUGAGUGUGUGUGUGUACGUGUGUGUGUUUGUGUGUGUGUGUGCUUGAUGGAUGUGAGGUUUAGUUUUGAGUCAGAGGCAGCAGCAAAAGCCUAAGUUUGAGAGUGUGUGUAGGAUGAGCCUCCUACCACCCUCCCUGUCUCUCAUCAACUGUCUCUCUGCCUCCCGUCCAUCCUUCCCUCUCUUUUAUGUGCCAACAGGUCUUCUGAAAAUCAGAAAUAUAGAUUCAUGAUUUAGAACUAACUGACUGAUUAAUGACUUUUCAUGUUAAAAAUACAUUUGACUGUUGAAACUUAUGUGGAAAGGAUCACAUCAGACAGUACAAAGGCAGCAUCUAGUCAGCAUAUACCGUCCAAUAUAUAAUCUGUGCUGCAUCCUUGACUGUUUGUGUGUAUACGUUUGUGUGCGCAUAUAUGUGUGUGUAUGCAUGUUUGUAUCCCUCACAGUGAUUAAAGCAAGUGGGCGGCAGCAGCAACUGGUCUGCCUGUGUGGCUCUGCAUAGCAGACAUGUUUCUCACUGCUAGAUAUUACUCAUUUCCUCAGCCCUUUGCACACACAAGCACACACACACUCUCUUGACACACACACACACACACACACACACACACACACACUCACAUACACAACAGACACAGAGACAGAUAGCAGGCUCUCAGUUCUUUCCCUCAGUUUGGUGGGCUCGCUGGUGUUAUUUCAUGCGUACAGAGAUCAGAGGCAGUGUGUAGCUGGAGGCUGCUGUUAUCUGCGGGUGUUGUAACUGGCAGUGGGGCUGUGGAGGAGCAGUGUAGCACAGUGAGGAGCUGAGGAGUGGGUUGACCCUCUGGGAGGACUGGAAUAUGAAUGACUGCCGACACUGGGACGUCUACUCAGCCCGCACUAAGGUGAGUGGUGCUUCAGUACAAAAGAAUCAACAGUGAUCUGACAGUGAUGCUGUGUAGCAGCCUUCCCCUCUGUCUGCGCCCCUCGUUCUCCCGUGAGGCCCAUGUGACCUAGCCUACACCCACACACAGGGGGCCCCCACUGCCGCUGGAGCCCACCCAUGAAUCCCAGCCCCGACCGCGGCAAAGAGUGCCUCCCUCCAAAGAAGAGGGAGUCUCGGCAAGGAUCAACAGAACACCACGUCCCCCUGGAUGAGUUUAAACCCCCUGUGCCGCUCCGGAGUCGGUCCAGUGCAGGGGGAGGGGAGGGAAGCAGGGAGGCCAGCGACAGGGACCGAGCUCAGAUUAACCCAAACCUCCAUCUCCUACAUACUCCUCCACCCCUUCCUGCUCCAGCACCAGGCCUCCCCUUGCCCCUACCAUGGCACCUGAGCUACUCUCCCUCUGUCUCUCUCCCCCUUUUCCCAGGUCAGGUCGGUGAGAGGAGGGGCUCAGGGUCUCCUGCCUGGAGAGAUGAUCCUCUCUCCACAGCCCUGCCCCACCACUCCAGGUGGCUUAGAGGGGAAGGGCCCCUCUCCUUGCCACCUUCCCCAUCUUCCUCCUCCACUUCCUCCUUUAAGACUCCCUUCCCAGCCGAUUCUAGAGAAAUGUGGUCCUACAUUAACAGCGGGCGGCGGGACAAUAGCUCCUCUCUCUUCACCCCGUCGUACUUGUUUAGCCACCACUCUCUCUACACUCAAGAUCCAAGCUUAGUUGAAGCCAGACACAGGUACCUGGGCAAGAGGCCGAACGGCCUGGAUGGGCCAGGCAGCAGGACUGCCUCAACCUCCAGGCCUCUGCUCACAGGAGAAUAUGGGAACGAUAGCAGCAGAAUCAGGCUGGACGUCAACCCACACAGCUCCCAUACCAACGGUGGACGGAGACAUCAGGAGGAUCUAACAUCCCGUGUCCAUUCUGGAGGGCCAUUUUUGUCAGACUCUCAAGCUCAGGAGGGCCCUGAGCCACAUUCCUCACUGCAGGACAGACAUCCGCAUGGGAUAGUUAAGACCAGCUCCAAUUUACUUUCUCCCAGUCCCCAUCCCCUGGGACCAGUCCCCAGGGCAGGUAGAGGGGGACUAUUGGACCCCCUAGGGGCCACACCAGCUGAAGCCCAGAUCUACUACUCCUUGGGAUCAGUGUGCCACCCCAGCCCUCAGGCCCAGGCCUGCCCAUUCUACAGCCCCUCAGGAACACCUCUGUACAACCUACACAGGGAGCCAGGCCCCAGGCAGCACAAUCUAAGGAACUCACCUCACUCACCCCUGGGUCUGCCUAACAGCCAUGACAGGACACAAAGAGACCGGGAAAGAGACCGGGACAGAGACCAAGAAAGAGACAAAGUCCUACAAAGGGACAGGGAGCGAGGUAAAGACAAAGAGAGGCACCUACAACAUGACAAAGACCAAGAAAGAGACAGUGAGCGCGAGAGGCGACGGGACAGAGAAAGAGACAGAGGGAGAGAGUUAUCUCCUUCCCAUCUUCACACCUCAUCCCCGGGCCUUCACCCAUCUCCCCCUGCGCUCCUACCUCACUUCACCAAGGGUUCUCUGAUUGAGUUGGCCAGUGGGCGGUUAAAGCGGGUGGAGGAGCUGCGGACCGAGGACUUCAUGAGGAGUGCAGAUACCUCUCCAGAGUUCCACCUCAGCACCUGCACUGUGCUGCUGAUUUCCCCCAGCAGUACACAAGGCUUCAGCCACCUGCAGGUCCACCUCACAGACCGCAACACUCAGGAGUUACUGAAGGUCUUGGUGGAGUAUCCGUUCUUUGUGCAGGACCGAGGCUGGUCUUCUUGCUGUCCCCAGAGAACCACACAGCUGUAUGGCCUACCCUGCCGCCAGCUCGUGGAGGGGGACGUCUGUCUGGCUCUCACCCCCACACCCACCCAAACCCACCGGACACACACGCGUACCGGCUCCAGGGCCCAUCGCAUGCAACUCCCCUCCAGGGCUGCAGGAGAGUCCAGCAGCUCGCACAGGGAGGAGAUGCCACCUCCACCUCCUCCUCCCCCUCUUCCUCACCACCCACCUCCUACCACGCUGACCCCUCCACGUGCUUUGGCUGCAGUCCCUCCCACUCAGGAGCAGCCGCGUCCACGCAAACGGCGCUGGUCUGCCCCGGACACAAUUCCCCCACCUGGAACUGAUGAAAGCCUCCUGGAUUUACCUCAUGGCUCCAAGCUAAUGAAGUGGCAGUAGAAACUUGGAAAUGCAUACGUAAACAUGCAUACUUACACACACACAUAAGCACAUACACACCCUCCUUGUCUCUGUUGCACCCACCAAGACAAACAAUGGAGAGACCUCAAGGCAGGGUUGCAGGGAAGGAAUAAAAAACAAUAGAAAACACACUUUACGGGUGUCCACACUGCUGCCCAAAAUAUUAACCUAGUCCAACUUAGGCUAGCCCUUGUUGCACCCCUUCUUUCCUUUCCUUUCCUCAACCUUACUUAGUACAGCCCUGAAAGGAGCAGCAGCUGAGUAUCUCUGGAUGGCUCCUUACAGACACACUGAAGACAUUUAGUAAGACAAUCAAGCACUUGUCUGUGUUCACUCUGUUUUUGUAAUGGUUGUCCCACACACCUACUUACUGACAGUGUUUUCUGCAGGGUAUCAAUUUUCAAUCAGUGUUAUGAAAGUAAACACUAUUGAAGAAGUGCAGAUAUAUAUGAACAAAAGUUGACUAUAUAUAUUACAUUACAGAUGUUAUAUACAGUAAAUAUGCUAAACAGAUUUAAUGCAAUCUCUCUGUCAAUUUCGCAAUGCAUUUUUUUUUCUUGCUGAGCCGAUGCCUACGUGUCGGCCUGGGCAGGCAAGGUGAAUGUAUGAGAAACUCUUCGCCUUUUUUAUUCUCAUCACUGGGAGUCAUUUCAAACAAUUGUUCGUCAAGGCAUUACCCUCCAAUAUGUUCUUAACAUUAUCUCUGAGAAAGGGAGAACACUAAUGAAAACUGCGUAACAGACAAUCCCACCCACACAGACAGGUCUGUGCCACAUCGCCUCGACACUCAUGGUGUUUUUCCAUUAAAAACUGAAUGAUGGAAAGAGUAAAAGUGCAGUAUGGCUGAAGAGUAAUGGUGCUAAUAACACGUUGGAACAUGAUGCUUUGUGAAUACUCUUGACCCCUGUGUACUGUACGCUUCUGUUCCCAUCUCAUUUUUUACGUACUGUAUAUGUUUUAAGGCAGGGAAAAUGAUGAAAGUAUUUUAAACUCAGAUACGGGUAUCUCCUCUGAUUCAGCACACUCUCUCACUUUAGUUUUUGUGUUUGUUUUUUUAUUUUAUUUUAUUUUCAAAAAGAGAACCUUACCUGUUGAUUUUUUCUUUUUAAAUGUUAUAGCUACAAAAAUGUAUAUUUUUAAAAAUUGUGAAUCUGUUAUAUGAUGUUCGCUAGAAAUAAAGGAAAAAAAGCUUUAUA